Molecule: messenger RNA, 4190 nt
Organism: Acyrthosiphon pisum (pea aphid)
Lineage: Eukaryota; Metazoa; Arthropoda; Insecta; Hemiptera; Aphididae
Product: rabankyrin-5
Exons: 22
Coding region: 240-3746 (1168 amino acids)
Molecular function (GO): protein binding; metal ion binding
Source: RefSeq, a predicted model, not a curated record
AACCCAUUGGUACAACAUUGAACAUUAUAUAUAUCUAUAUAUUCGUCGUUUAGCUGUAGCCUCACUAGCCUGUAAUAGCUGGCUGCUGAUUUCCGACGGUUUUUUUUACACUUCUCAGUGUACUGUCCAAAAGAUCGGAAUUAAGAACCGGAAGACUUACCCGGUUGCUUUCAAUUUUUCCAUUGCGCCAUUGAAGUCUUCUCGAAACCGAUGUGAUCAUUCGCAGACCAUCGUCGAUAAUGCCAGCCGCCGAACUUUACAGAGAAGGAAUGUCUGGAGAUUCCGAAAAGCACAAACAACAACAACAUCUUUCAUUGUUGAAAGAUGAAUAUGUCAAGCUUCAAGCUUAUUGCAAUGAUUUGGAAAAAAAACAUGCCACAUUAGCAGCAACAUAUGGCGAUUGUAAUGACAAAAGUUUUGUCUCGAGGCUCUUGAAAACAGUAACAACAUUGUAUAACAACCCCCUUUACAGUGAUUUAAAUAUAACAUUGGCUAAUGGCGAUGUUCCAGCUCAUAAGUUUGUUUUAUCAUCACGAAGUGAUAAAUGGGGAGUACCUGAUUUAACUGAAGUUAUUUACUUAGAUUGGACCGCAUUGCCCUUAGAUGUUGGAAAAGCACUACUAAAAUGGAUUUACACAGAUCAAGUAGAUUUCUCUAAAGGUGAUAGUUUCAUCUUAAGCUUGAUGAAAACAGCAGAUACAUUUGUUUUAGAUGAUUUAGUUAAUAAAUGUGAAAAAGCACUUAUGGCCUCGGUAAAUGUCAAGAACUGUGUAAAGUUUUAUACAACUGCUGAUGAAAUUGGAGCUCAUACAUUAAAAGAACAUUGUUCAAGUUUAAUAUCUGCUCAUUGGGAUGAUUUUACAAGUGAUGAUUUUGUACACAUGUCAGCACAAUUUUUAUACCACAUGUUUAAGAGCAAGACCAAAUACCCUCUGCAUUCAGCUGUUAGGCUUAAAAGAGAAGAUGUUGUAUUCUUAUAUAUAGUUGAGCAUAGUUCACAGUUGAACGUCAAGAUCAACGGGCUGGACAACAAAGGCGAGUCGGCGCUAGAUCUGGCACUGCGCGACCACCAGACCAGCAUCGCGGAGAUGCUUUGCGAGAACGAGGCGGAUCCGGACGCACGCGAUCGGACCGGAUAUACCCUGCUCCAUCUGGCCGUGCAGAGGGGAGACUCGUACGCCGCCAACUUCCUGUUGGCGCACGGCGCUUCCGUCAGCUCGGUGACGCCGGACCAGGGCGACACGGCGCUACACCUGAUCGCCAGCUCGACGCCGCAGCACUACGGGACGCCGGAUGAACCGACGUCCGCCGCCGCUGCAGCCGCCGCCAUGACGGCCGUGGCCCGGUCGCUGCUCGACUCGGGUCUGGAUCCGAACCUACCCAACAGCCAGGGAUUCACUCCUUUGCACUUGGCCGUGUUGGUGCACAACGACGACAUACUCACGCUCUUGUUGGACGAACACGCCCGGUCGAGCAAGAUCGACUUGAACGCUCAGACAGUCGACGACCACACUCCAUUGUACUAUGCGCUGAUACACACGCCCAAGCUCGACACCGACGACAGCUUUGCCAACCGUUUGGUGACGGCCGGAGCGAAUCCCAAUCCCAUUUACAAGAAGACGUCCAAUUCUAUGUUGCACAUCGUCUCUGACGAGAGUCUCGAAGACGCAGCUCUCUUCAUUACGGCUCGUUGCAAUAACAUCAACUACACAAACAAACUAGGAGAAAGUGCAUUACAUAUCGCGUGCAAAAGAGGACUGUCACGUCUCGUUCGACGUUUACUCGAGUUUGGAGCAAACCCGAAUCUACAAACAUUACCACCCGAUGGUGUAAUAUUGAGCACGGAUGAUGGUAUUCAGACCUCGUACAGACUUUCGCCAUUACAUAUGGCCAUAAUUAACAAACAGGAGGGUGCCGUGAAUGCCAUCUUACACCACCAUAAUACUAUCACUGCUGAACCCAAAGAUGGAUUGUCUAUGGUAAAUUUGAAUCUACGCGAUUCACUAGGAGAUACACCUUUAUCAUUGGCAUUAAAAUGUGACAUGCAACACAUUGUGCCUGAUCUCAUUGCUGGUGGCGCUGAUAUUGACAUGAGAAAUGGUGAAGGUAUGACACUCCUACAUCAAGCAAUAUUGAAAGGUGAUGAAAAAACUGCUUUGUAUUUAGUGAAACAAGGAUCAAACUUUGAUGCUAAAACACAAGAUGAUCAAACACCAUUGGAACUAGCUACAAUCAACGGCCAGAACAUUGUGGUUGAAGAAUUAUGCAAACGUGGUGUUGAUAUGGCAGUACCAUCGUCAAAUGGUGACCCUAUACUAUGGCUUGCUUUAACCUCCAAUCAAGAAGAUAUUGCUUCUACGCUUGUCAAGUAUGGUGUUGACACCGAUUCGUGGAGUGAAGGGCCAGAGGGAUGUCUGCAAACCCUUCUGCAUCGAGCAAUUGAUGAAAAUUCUGAAAGUGCUGCUCGUUUUCUUAUUCGAAGCGGCUGUGAUAUUAAUAAUCCACGUAAGCCGGGACCGGGUGGUCGUGGUGGAGAUGAGUCAAAGGAUCAAUCAUCUCCAUUGCACUUAUGCUGUCAUUGGAGCCUGCAGAGUGUAGUUCAAACAUUGUUAGAACACGGUGCCAAUGUCAAUGCUUGGGAUGCAGAACAUAAAACUCCACUUCAUAUAGCAAUUAAAAAUCAGCAUGCAGGUAUUAUAACGUUACUACUAUGUCAUCCGUCCAUUGAUCUUACUAAGAGAGAUCGCACUGGUUUGACUCCAUUUGCGGCCGCUCUGACAUGUCGUAAUGACAAAGCCGCUCGAUCGAUAUUGGAUAAGUUACCAGCAGCCGCAGAACAAUUUGAUAAUAAGGGAUGCAACUUUUUGCACAUGGCUAUCCAAAAAGGUGACAUUGAAAGCGUCUUGUUCUUGUUGUCGGUCAGUGUAGACGUCAACUCAAGAGUUCAAAACGAAUUACAGACUACUCCACUUCAUUUAGCAGUUGCAACGGGCAAUGAAAUGUUAGUGCGCAGUAUCAUUUUAGCUGGCGCCAGGGUAAAUGAUCAAGACACAAUGAAGAGGACAGCAUUGCAUGUAGUUAGUGAAGCUGGACAUGCUUCAAUUGUGGUCGCACUGUUAAAUAAUAAUGCUAAUUUUGAUGCAGUCGAUUGUGAAGGUCAAAAUGCAUUGCACAUUGCUUGCCGCGAGGGUCAUUUACAAGUGGUUCAAACUUUACUGGGCGAAUCCGAGAUCAAUGCUGAAGCUUUGACAUUGAAGUGUCGAAAUCCACUUCAUGAACUGGCCAAGUAUAGUAAGGAGAGUUCGGCAGCCAUAUGUGAAGUAUUUCUUGAGUACAUGCCAAAAUACCCUCUUGAGGUACAAGAUGCUGAGGGAAAUACAGCAUUACUAUUGGCGUACAUGAAAGGCAAUGGAAAUUUGUGUAGGACUUUAGUAAAAGCUGGUGCUUGCGUUGGAGCUAUGAAUAACGAUGGUAUCACUAUAUUUAACUGUCAAAUGGCUACUACUCAAUUGUUGUUUAGAUUGCUUGAUAGUUUGACAAAAGAGCCGCCAUGGGUAGACGGAUGUGAAGUGUGUCAGGAGUGCGGAUUGAAAUUUGGUUUUACAAUGCGUAAGCAUCAUUGUCGUCAUUGUGGUAGACUAUUAUGUAGCAAAUGCUCCAGUCAAGAAGUUCCUAUCAUAAAGUAUGGGCUAGUGAAAGCAGUAAGAGUCUGUGCCUCUUGUUUCCAAGUUCUGCAAGGCGGCUAAAGAGUAGUGAGUAAAAACCGUCUACAUUGUGACCACAUUACUUGGUUAUUUUGAUGUAUUUAUUACGGUACUCUAAAUGUAACCUAUUGUGCAAUUCAAUAUUUUACUGUUCAAUUUUCUACUCUAAAUAAUAAUCCAACAUGGCUUUAAAAUAUUUACAUAAUUGCAUGUAUUUGUUUAUUAUUGUAUUCAUUAUUUUAUUUCAUUUAAUUCCAUUUAAUAAUUUUAGAUACCUUUAUUACAAUAUUGUUUAUUAUUACUUUUUUUUUUAACCUUUCUAUUAUAUUUUAUGAUAAAUUAUUGUUAUUAUUAAUCAUUUAUUUUUACACAUACAUAUAAUUUGAUUAUUUUUGUACAAUUAUAUAUUAUAUCUACUAUAGUAUAAUUGGUUACCUAUAUAAAUUAAUAUGAACUGAUUACCAUAAAUAUAAUGCUUUUACAAAU